AUGGCCGUCUCGUCGGCCAGUCAGCCCGCGGGGCUCUCCAGCAACGGCUUGGCGCUGCCUUGGCGUGGGCGAGGCCACGCGCGCUCGGCCUCGCCCCCUCCGAUCUCCGGCGUCCUUCCCUCCUCAACGAAAUUGGCAGCGACUUCGAGUCGCCGCCACUUCCCCAAAGCUCGUGCGGAGCAGACGACCGUGACGGAGCCACCCCCGAGGGUGCGCUGCGCGUUGACGCCCUCCGUGGUAGCGCCUUGGCUGCUGCCGGCUGAGCGUGAGCCGAUGGAAAGAGGCACAGGCGGACAGGGAGAGGUGCCUGAGAUGGAUGUCCGCUCUUUGAGCUCUUUAGAGAAGAAAGAUGCACAGCGCCACCUGCAGCUCUUCGGCAUCCCCAACCUGGAGAUGACCAGCCACAAAGGAGGCCGCCAAGGGCUUCGGCACAGCAUCUCCGUGGACGUCUUGGCAGCCACUCCAAAGGCCAACUCCGCGAUUCCGGAGAAGACCCCGAAGAAGCGGGACAUUGGCCCCGAGGCGGUUGCGCCAGAGUUUUACGCACAGCAACCUCGAGCCACUCGUGGACUUCCCAUUAAGGCCAAUUUCGCUCGCCUCACAGGACCAGCGCUGCGGGCCCUGGCCGAGGCCGAGGUGGUGGACCUGGAGGCUUCCCGCGAGUUCCCGCGGCCUUCACGGAUGCGGGUGAGCUUCAAGCCCCCUUCCCGAUCCUUGGAGACCCUCAAACAGGAUCAACAAAAGCCUUCCGAGGAUCUGACGAAAACCAGUGCCCAGAGUCUGACGACUGCAGCAUCGCACGGAGCCUCUCAAGCCUCCUUGGCCUCGACCGGUUCCUUACAUGAGGCCUCGCCAGUGGAGACAUCUCCGCUUGCAGAGACCUCUCCGCUCGCGGAAACCGAUGCUAGCUGA
Molecule: messenger RNA, 912 nt
Organism: Symbiodinium sp. CCMP2456
Lineage: Eukaryota; Dinophyceae; Suessiales; Symbiodiniaceae
Source: the annotation of a GenBank genome assembly